This is a messenger RNA of Symbiodinium necroappetens, 1089 nucleotides long. The record is from the annotation of a GenBank genome assembly. Lineage: Eukaryota; Dinophyceae; Suessiales; Symbiodiniaceae.
AUGUUCAUUUCCCAUACCUGGUGGACUGCCGGCUGGCGGAAGGCGGUAGCGCUUUACUUCCAGAGCACCGCCAGCAUCAUCUUCGUUGCGUGGUUGUUUUGCAUCUUUACAUCCUUUGUGCUUUGCAUCACCGACGUUCUGCCGUUGCCCUUUGUCUAUCAGGCGAACUUGCUUGGCUUCACGGAGCUUUGCCCCAUGGGCUGUUGGAUCCUCUGCUCUGGCCUCCUCGGGCCCGUGCUGGCCUCCGUUUCGUACCUCUAUCUCCCUUGCUGCAAGUCGCCGGUUUGCUUUGUGGAUGUGGCAUGCAUACAUCAAGCGGAUCAAGCCCUUAUGCAGCGUGGCGUCCAGGGCAUCGGGGGUUUCUUGGCAGUCACCCGUGAGCUUCGAGUCCUGUGGAGCCCUCCUUACCUGUCCAGGCUUUGGUGCAUUUUCGAACUCGCGGCUUUCCGCAAAGCCAGCCCGGAAGGGAAGAUCACUUUCAAGCCGCUCUUCGUUGAGAUGGCGGUGCUCUGCAUUUGGGUGGUGCUCUUCGGGAUGAACAUCUUGUUCUUCCUUGCGAGAUUGGGCCGAAACGGCGCAACCAUCGCUGCAUAUGCCCUUGUGCUCUUACCCUUCCCGCCCUCCGUCUACGUGUUGAGGAAGAACUACUUGGCCAAGCGAAAACUGCUCGUGGACAUGGAACAGUUCGAUCUAGACCGUGUGAGCUGCUACAGCGAGUCUGACCGAGACUUCAUUCAUUCCGCGAUCUCAGAGUGGUAUGGCAGUGUGCAGGCUUUCACACGCUUCGUGCAAGGUCCUCUUCGCCGGGAGCUCGUCGCCCCGAUCCUGGCCACAAACCUGCCCUGGCCAUAUAUCUUCCUGACAAUCACUCCGACGUUCAGCCUUAGUAUGGAGACCCUGCUCGCACUCUGGAAGGGGGGCGCUCCGGUGGAAUGCUUGGUAGCCUGGACUGCUGGGAUGCUUCUGGGGAACAACUGCUUCUUUCUUCCAGCCGGCCUAGUGCUCAUGCUCUACCUCUGCGAUCGCUUUGCUGCCCCUGUCGGCUCCUCGUGUCUUGCAGAGUUCCUGAUGCCUGCCUGCACAGAGUAA